AUGAAGCUGGACUGUUGCUUCCACAUCCCCCACAUCUACACCCACAUCUACACCCACACAUCUACACCCUCACGUCUACAUCCCCCACAUCUACACCCUCAUAUCCACAUCCCCCACAUCUACACCCACACAUCCAUAUCCCCCACAUCUACACCCACACAUCUACACCCUCACGUCUACAUCCCCCACAUCUACACCCUCACAUCCACAUCCCCCACAUCUACACCCACACAUCCAUAUCCCCCACAUCUACACCCACACAUCUACACCCUCACGUCUACAUCCCCCACAUCUACACCCUCACAUCCACAUCCCCCACAUCUACACCCUCACGUCCACAUCCCCCACAUCUACACCCACACAUCCACAUCCCCCACAUCUACACCCUCACGUCCACAUCCCCCACAUCUACACCCACACAUCCAUAUCCCCCACAUCUACACCCACACAUCUACACCCUCACGUCUACAUCCCCCACAUCUACACCCUCACAUCUACAUCCCACACAUCUACACCCUCACGUCUACAUCCCCCACAUCUACACCCUCACAUCCACAUCCCCCACAUCUACACCCUCACGUCCACAUCCCCCACAUCUACACCCACACAUCCACAUCCCCCACAUCUACACCCACACAUCUACACCCUCACGUCUACAUCCCCCACAUCUACACCCACACCCCCACAUCUACACGCGCAUGUCCACAUCCACACCCCCCCACAUCCACAUCCACACACCCCACAUCUACACCUUCAUCCCCACAUCUACACCCUUACGUUCACAUCCACACACCCCCACAUCUACACCCACACCCCCACAUCUACACCAUCACGCCCACAUCCCCCACAUCUACACCUACACCCCCACAUCUACACCCUCACGUCCACAUCUACACCCUCACAUCCACAUCCACCACCCCACAACUACACCCUCACAUCCACAUCCCCCACAUCUACACCCAGCCCCCCACAACUACACCCUCACAUCCACAUCCACAUCCACACACCCCCACAUCCACACACCCAACAUCUACACCUAUACCCCCACAUCUACACCCUCACGUCCACAUCCACACACCCCCACAUCUACACCCUCACGCCCACAUCCCCCAUAUCUACACCCUCACGUCCACAUCCACACACCCCCACAUCUACACCCACACAUCCCUCCCCUCACGCCCACACCCCCACAUCUACACCCUCACGUCCACAUCUACACCCCCACAUCCACAUCCACACACCCCCACAUCUACACCCACACCCCCACAUCUACACCCACACUCCCACAUCUACACCCUCACAUCCACAUCCACACACCCCCACAUCCACACACCCCACAUCUACACCUAUACCCCCACAUCUACACCCUCACGUCCACAUCUACACCCUCACGUCCACAUCCACACAUCCCCCACAUCUACACCCACACUCCCACAUUUACACCCUCACGCCCACAUCCCCCACAUCGACAGCCUCAUGUCUACAUCCCCCACAUCUACACCCCACCCCCACAUCUACACCCUCACGCCCACAUCCCCCACAUCUACACCCUCACGUCUACAUCCCCCACAUCCACAUCCACACCCCCCCGCAUCCACAUUCACACACCCCCACAUCCACAUCCACACCCCCACAUCUACACCCACACCCCCACAUCUACACCCUCGCGUCCACAUCCACACCCCCACAUCUAAACUCACACAUCCACACCCACAUCUACACCCUCACGUCUACAUCCCCCACAUCUACACCCUCACAUCCACAUCCACACACCCCCACAUCCACAUCUACUCACCCCACAUCUACACCCUCACCCCCACAUCUACACCCUCACGUCUACAUCUACCCAGAUCUACACCCACACCCCCACAUCUACACCCUCACACGUCUACAUCCCCCACAUCCACAUCCACACACCCCCACAUCCACAUCCACACACCCCACAUCUACACCCUCACGACCACAUCCACACCCCCACAUCUAAACCCACACAUCCACACCCACAUCCACACCCACAUCCCCACAUCUACACCCCACAUCCACACACCCCACAUCUACGCCCACACAUCUACACCCCCAGAUCAGCUCCCACACCCCUACAUGCACCCCCACAUCAACACCAAAAAAAACACAUCAACAUCCACACCCACAUAUCCACACACACACACACAUCUACACCCACAACCCCACAUCCACAAUCCCACCCACACAUCUAAACCCCCACAUCUACACCCACACCCCCACAUCAACACCCCCACCCCAACACCCCCACAUCUACAUCUAUGA
Messenger RNA from Salvelinus namaycush (lake trout), 2286 nucleotides. RefSeq names its product extensin-like. The record is from RefSeq and is a predicted model, not a curated record. Bases 1 to 2286 code for a protein of 761 amino acids. The transcript is spliced from 2 exons. NCBI's taxonomy places the organism in Eukaryota, Metazoa, Chordata, Actinopteri, Salmoniformes, Salmonidae.